This is a messenger RNA of Corticium candelabrum, 733 nucleotides long. RefSeq names its product sperm microtubule inner protein 8-like. NCBI's taxonomy places the organism in Eukaryota, Metazoa, Porifera, Homoscleromorpha, Homosclerophorida, Plakinidae. The transcript is spliced from 8 exons. Bases 26 to 568 code for a protein of 180 amino acids. The record is from RefSeq and is a predicted model, not a curated record.
UCCUGGAGCUGCAACCACCAUACAAAUGGACAGAUCUAUCUCCUCUUCUAGUUUCUACGCUCGUUACAAGUUAGCUGGCAUCAAAACCGGCAUCUACAAUCCUCGACUUCCAACAUUUCGCCGUAUGGACAUGGACGAUGCUGCCUGCCGAAUGUGUGAUGAACACAGCAGGACGACAACGUUAUGCUCGCAUGAGGAGAUGGAAGCUGCGAAGGUAACAACAGCAGCCAGUGGUGCAGACAAGCUAUGCUGCCAGGAUAUCACCGAUACCGGCAAAUCUCUACGAGACAAAAUCCCCCUUCUAGACGAAAUUCCACCAUUUAAUUGGCAAAGCUACCUGACAGCUCCAAGUUCUCUAGGAAAUAAUCAGAAUGCCACGCCGCAAUUCAAUGGCUACGUCCUGCGUCGAUUUUCUCCAGCAGUUACCAGCUCAUGGAAAUAUUGUCUUCGUCAAGAGCCAGGCAUUGACAAAAGACAUAAAAUACCACGACCUGUUCCAGCAACCAUCUACAGCAGACACAGGGAUAUCUUCACAACUCACAACAUAUCUGUUAUGGCCUGGCACUGAAGGGUAACAAUAACUGCUGUUAACGUUGACUAGAGGUAUUCUAUUUGAUAUUCCUCAUUGAUUCUACUACUGUACUGUUAACAUAGAAUGAGAUAGUGAUGUAGUCUAUUUAUGUACAUGUUACUUUCCCAAUGAUUUGAAUAAAAUACAUGUGCUGAUACCCAA